Molecule: messenger RNA, 315 nt
Organism: Meloidogyne enterolobii
Lineage: Eukaryota; Metazoa; Nematoda; Chromadorea; Rhabditida; Meloidogynidae
Source: the annotation of a GenBank genome assembly
UAUAAUGUACCAAAAGCAAAUGAAGUAGCAGCAGUUUAUGUUCCAGGAGCUGAUGGCGAAGUGCCUGAUGCUAAGAUUGUUGUUAGAGAGCGAGGAAAAGAGUUGAGAAUUUUGAAUAGUACAAAUGAAAUGGUCAGCCCGAUGACGUACCCGUUGUUUUUUCCACGUGGUACAUUGGGUUGGCAUCCAGAUAUUAGACAAGAUAAUAGUAUUAGAAGAGUAACAAGACUGCAGUAUGUAAGUUAUAGUAUUGGUAUUAGGAAAGAGUUUAACCCCAUUUUAUAUGGAGGAAAACUAUUUCAACAGUUGUGUUGA